CGAAGGCACAGACGAGUGUUCACACAAUGUCGGGUUGUUGGGUGCUGUGAAUCUCUGUGUCAGUGCCAGAAGUGCCAUGGAUACCUCACAGGCCCGUGGAACUGGAAACAGGAACAUCCCUGGAGCUGGAACACUGGAAUUGACCACCGGACUUCUGCACUGCCUCAGCGGUAACAGCCGUCCAACACGACCGCAAUGAACAUUAAUGUGUGGGGGAUGUAGGGAGGAUGUCACACGGGGAGGAGCGCGAGGCUCGGUCCGUGGCCUUGGAGAAGGCAUAUGUACAUCAGGUCUACCAACAGAUCUCGGCAGCACAGUAUCAACAAACAGAGAAGCAGUCGCGCUCCUGGCCCAGGGUAAAACAAUUCUUGGAGGACCUCGAACCUGGCUCCCUAGUCUGCGAUGUUGGUUGCGGUAACGGCAAGUACCUGAGUGUGAAUCCUCUGAUCUACCAGCUAGGGGCGGACCGUUGUGUGCAGCUCACUGAGGCGGCCAGGGAGAAGGAAAACGAGGUGUUAGUCUGUGAUAAUCUGGCUCUGCCCUUCCGUGACGACAGUUUUGAUGCGGUGUUGUCGAUAGCAGUUGUGCAUCACUUUGCCACAACUGAGAGACGAGUGGGAGCGUUACGGGAGCUGGCUAGAGUCUUGCGUAUCGGUGGAAGACUAGUCAUAUCAGUGUGGGCCAUGGAACAACGGCAUAGAAAGUUUGAGUCUCAGGACGUACUCGUUCCAUGGCACAGACCCCAACAUCUCAGUACACCCUCUCUAGAGUUGACUUCCACCACAACCACCACCUCUGAGGAGGAUGGUCCGCCCCCCUACCAUGCGUACACACAGACCUCGGACAGUGACUCUUGCAGAGCCGGUGUCAGUGGUCAGAGGAAGCGAGGUCGUAGUCGACAUAAAGGCAGAUCCAUUGACCCAACCAAACCUCCGACCUCCUCUCCCAGCAGCAGCAGUCUGUCCAGCCCAAACGAGACCUGCUACAGCUUUGUCCGUAGGGCUCUUCAGAAACUUGCUGGAGGAAAACGAGGAGGAUCACGACACAGACCAUGGUUCUUAGACUCUUGGACAUCAUGUGCAAAAGAGCCUUCCUCCCAUCGUUAUGACCCAGAGGGUUGUGAAGAUAUCCACAACUUACCAAUAGAGCUGCGAAGGUUAGAGGAAGAGCAAGAGGCACCCCAGCGGAGACAAACAUUUGCGUGUUCCCAUCAACUGUCGGAUGCACCUCUCAAUCACAAGUCAAAGAGUCUAACAGACAUAAUAACAGUGGAACAGAGAGCAAUAGUGAGGUCUCGGUCAAGUGUUCCCAGUCUUGAGGUUUCACCACCAGAAGAACGGGAGGACUCAACAACUACGGAAUGCUUAACCACUGGGACCAAACCGAAAUUAGUAAAACAGAAACAAUCAGUCUGUGAUGAAGAUUUGUAUGGGGAGGAGGAUGGAGACGAACCUACUGAUAUGAGAGAUUUAGUCAAAGCUCUCCCUGAGUUUAAGAUAUCUGGUUAUGGAGGGGUGAAAAGAGGAAAUGUGUUCAAACAGAGCUCAAUGAAUGAAGAGUUAAUGUCCACAGAAAGAUUGCGGGAAAAAGAACGAGUCAGGCAAAACAUUCAGAAACAAGCAUCGCUAAAUGAAGACCUUAUGUUUAGAAGAAAUAGAACACUAGAUUCACUUCGUGAUACACUGUUUUCUGCUUCAACUGCCAAAAGGUUUCAACUUUUGAAAAAUGGUCUUUCAAAUAAAAUCAAAAGUUCAACUACAAAUAUUGAGAAGGUUGCAGGUGCUUCCUUCAAAAACGGCUUUGUAAGGAUAUUACAGGGAUGGACAGGACAAGAUGUUGGAGCUCCGAUACCUCAGCCUGCCCCUCCACCCCAUACACCAGCGGCUGACUCUAAGAAUCUCCUGGUGGAAGAGAAGAAAGAUACUGAAAGAAGACAUUCAAGGGAAGAUGGCUCAGACUCCUCUAAAGACAGUAGUCUUCAAAGUGACACAAGUGUAGACUCUGAAGACAGUUUUGCUUCUGUUAUAUUUGUUCCUAAGCCUGAGCCCCCUCCUGAACAAACAUCCAGCAAUACUUCACCCACCCUUCAAUCAAACCCUGCUUCUCCUGGACCAACCUCUCCCAAAGUCAAAUUUCCACCUCCAAUCUCACCAAAGAUGAAGCAACCACCUCAAAUAUCAUUUGGAAUGUCUUCACACCCUUCUUCUCCUAAACUUAAGCACCCUGGUGCUCUUCUUGGGUCACCUACUCCGGGUUCUCCAAAGAUCAAAUUCUUCUCUCAACCUACAUCACCGAGGCCUUAUCAAACAACCUUCUUGAUCUCACCGACAUCAAAAUCGGCUUUCAAGCUUCAAGCCUCUCCUAAUGGCUCAAAUACGUCUUCCCCAACUUGUAAAUCGUUUACUUUUGUAAAUCCAUCUACUUCUAAAGUUAUCACUCCUGUUCCAUUCACUGUUCCUAAUAUUGGACAUAUAACGCCAACUUCCCCUACUGCUGACCAACCCCGUCUUAGUGAAGUUUCCCCUAUUCUAUCCCCGACCAAAGCUUCAACAGCACCCACAGUUCCUUCUCCCAAGGAUGGCAAGACUGCCAGCCUGACGUCACCUAAGGAGGAAACAAAAGCAUCAGCAUUCCUAGAUCUGUGGCCAAGUCUUUCUCCAGGGGUCUCUCCCACCUCUCCAAUUAAAGAUUCCACAAAAAGAAUCUCUCAAGAUACUGAACCAGAGAAAGUGUCAGUGGAUAAACCUACGGAAAAGUUAAAGAAAAUUCAGGAAAUCAUCAAACAGAAAGAAAAAACAGGUUCGUCCAGAUCGCAGUUUCCUAUGGUGCGUCGCUCUGUGACUGUGUCGUCCCCUCGUAGUGGUACUGACACUCCCCCCACCCGGCCUCUGCCACGACUCAUGUCUCUGGAACUGUUCAACCCCGAGACUGAUGACAUGGACAGUGACUCCAGUGGAGUCUCAUCCCCUGACUCUGUAGGCAGUGUCAUCUCUGUGCUCAAUGACGAUGAUCAUAUCACUCAGGAAAAUUCGGACUCAAACAAACUCAGCGAGGGAAGCUCCAGUGAUGCUCCAGACACCUCUUCAACCUCUGAGCUUAAGCCUUCAUGUCUUCCAGUUGUAUCCACUCAGGAGAAAAUCCGCUUAGAAGUGGAAGAAGCUCAAAUAGAAACAGUACAUUCCCCCAGAAUAUCUCCUUCACAGAGUUUGCUUGAAGCCGCAGCGGAUGUUGCCAGCAGUCUAGAAGAAACUGUGGAUGCAGUCAUUCAGUCGAGUCCAAGAGCCAAGCGAAAACAGCUCAAACUAUUUGAAAACACAGACCCUCUGGUAGUACUACAAGAUGAUUUAGUACCCAGAAGGAACCCAAAAUUUGUUGUAAGAGAUAAGACAGAUGAUUCUCCAUCCCUUCUUGAAGAUUCAUUCAAAAGGAAGGCUCAAGACCGAUGGAGUCUACAACCAGAAAGUUCUGCACUGUUUGUACCUCUAGAUUCUGGUAAGGCAACUAGCUUAGGUGCCAUCCCCAAGGUCAGAGCAAAUCCUCCUUCAGAUGAGGUUUUGCGUGAAAAAGACACUUGGGAUGAGGAGUGCCGUCAACACCUUGCUGAUUUUGCUGAAAAAUUAAGUGAAAAGCUUCUAGCAGAAAUAGAUAGAUAUAGAGAGCAAAGCUCACUACCAAGUAUGAGUAUAGAGGUUUCAGAUUUCACCAGUUGUAUACAAGACAUGAACGAUCCAUACCUGAGCAGGCUAAGCGAAGAUCUGCAUGAUUUAAAAACUUUGAGCUUAGAGCUACAUGAGAGUCACAAUGUAGUAAAUCGGGUGCGAAAUGGUAAUACUUUGGAUGAUGCAACAGCUCAAUCCUCAGAAAAAAUUGAAGACAAAGUUAUCGAAAAUGAUUCAACUUCAGAGAGGUUAUUGGAACAUGAAGCCUCAGAAGAGGUUUUGACAGAUGAAAAUAAGACAAAAGUAACUUUACAGCCAAUGAACAUUUUAGAUACUAAUUUAGAACAAUCAAAUAGAUUAGAAGUCACUCAAUCUGAUCACGUGAUGCAAUCAGAAUCGCAGGAUAGUGUAGCUAAUUCUACUAAUAGUAACAAAGUAAAGUUAAAAGGUGAUGAAAUUGUAGAUAGACUAGUAGAUAAUCAAGAUAUUGUGACAAUAAUUACAGAAAAUGUUGUAGAUCAGAAAACGGAGGUUAGAAUUGAACUAAGUGAUGCUGAAAGCUCAGCUAGUAGUGACAACAGCUGGGCUGAUUCUAGAAGAAAUACUAUUCUCCAAACAGAUAAACACCUUCACCUGACAAAAGGAGAUAAUUCAGUUCUCAAACCAUGCAGUUCAACUUAUAGCGAGGACGUCACAAGAAUAGAAAUACUCCCUGGCAGUGAGGUACCGAGAAGACCGAGUAUUUCCAUAGAGACGAGUGAUCGUGUAGAGAAAGUUACAGCGAGGGAAAUAUUUGAAACCGGUCAACUGAAACCAAACAUCUCAGUAGAAUCAAGUGAUGCCGGAGACAUAUCUGAAAGAACAGCAAGCAGUAGUGACGGUAGUAGGUCAGGAUCAAGAAGAGAUACUAUCCAAAUCUGUGAUUCAGGAAGUGUCCUUUCAUUAAGACCUGGAACUUCACUGGAGUCGAGUGACGCGGGUGAUGUGUCAGAGCGGACGGGUAGUGGGAGUGAAAGCAGUAGAGCGGGCGAUUCCAGACGGAACACUAUAUCCAUAGGAGACCAUACCAGUGGAAGUCAGGCCUCUCUUCUACGGCCUGAAAUAUCAUUAGAAUCUAGUGAUUGUGGUGAUGUUUCAGAAAGGACAGGAAGUAGUGACUGUAGUCGAGCCGAUUCUAGGAGAGACACAAGCUCUGCCGGGAAGACAGCAAGUACCGCAUCACUGGCCUCAGACAGGGCGAGUGAUAAGGACGCUACAUACGCGGACAGAAGGAUCGCUAGAUGUGACGGUAGGUCUUCCUCAGAGGAGGCGGCGCCGCAGCGGAGGGGCUGCAUGAACAAACUGGUGCGACAGAGAGCUUCUACACAGGAACCACCGGAGACUCUGACAAAGACAGAGAGUUGUGAGACUUCUCUGAGUGGUUCUACCUCGCAAGAGUCCCUCAUGUCAGACAGUGGCGGAGGAGCAAUCACAUUCCAUCGCUACUAUCACGUCUUCAGAGAGGGGGAACUGGACCAGCUCAUAGAGAGGUACGUGGAGAAUCUGCACAUCAUCUCCUCGUACUAUGACCAUGCUAACUGGUGUGUCAUCGCUGAAAAAGUACAUGUAUGGACGAUCUAGAUUAUCGAUACGAUUUUUAAUAGCUUUAAAAUAAUCUUCGGUACUUUACUCGUACAAAGAUCUUAUAUAAAUAUCCUUAAGUAAAGUAAUUUAAAUGUAAAGUUUUGAUCUUAUUUCUACAGAGUAGCUUAGAGGAGGGAUGCUAUGAGGUCAUUAUUCUAAAUACUUUGAGAUAGAAUUGAUACAUUUUCGGUGUGCCACAAUUUAACUACACAACCUCGACCUGUACAUUUUAUAGUAAAAUAUUGACAUCAUGCUUUCUAAUAUUUUUCUGUGGUACUACAAAAUUGGAGGCGUAUAUUCAGGUUUUGUAUACAAAUAAUUUAUAUUUCUUACUUAGGCAAACUAACCUAAUUUGUAAAUUAGCUUUUACAACUUAAAUAUACAUAUAUAUUUAUGAAUGAAU
Macrosteles quadrilineatus (aster leafhopper) is the source of this 5685-nucleotide messenger RNA. RefSeq lists its product as uncharacterized. The transcript is spliced from 10 exons. The coding region runs from base 228 to 5279 and encodes 1683 amino acids. Gene Ontology annotation, cellular component: nucleus; cytoplasm. The record is from RefSeq and is a predicted model, not a curated record. Gene Ontology annotation, molecular function: tRNA binding; S-adenosylmethionine-dependent methyltransferase activity. Gene Ontology annotation, biological process: tRNA wobble uridine modification. NCBI's taxonomy places the organism in Eukaryota, Metazoa, Arthropoda, Insecta, Hemiptera, Cicadellidae.